Rotaria sordida is the source of this 1302-nucleotide messenger RNA. The record is from the annotation of a GenBank genome assembly. Lineage: Eukaryota; Metazoa; Rotifera; Eurotatoria; Philodinida; Philodinidae.
AUGGAUGAUAUCCCAAUAGAACAGCUUAUCGCCUUUUCAGGCGAAACAUUUUAUCAACAUGUGCAAGAACACUAUGGAAAAAAUGUUGAAAAGAUCCUUCGAUUUCAUGAUAUUGAUAAUUAUUUGAUAUUAAGUGGAACUAGUACACAAGAACUCCUGGAAAUAUUUGAAAAACCCAAUGAUGAAAAUGCUACUCGUGAAUUAAUUUAUUUAAAAACCGAAAUAUGCAACAUAUCUGAAGGAAAAAUAUUAUUAAAAAUUGGAACCAAAAACAAGAUGAUCUUAUUAUUAAAAUCAGCUCAAAAUAUUGUCAAGAAAAGAAAACGUCAAUUCACCGAUCAAACAAAAUUUAAUCGAUUGAAUAAACAUCGAUCAACAUCAUCAUCACUUAACACCAGUUCAAGCGACAGUGAAACGAAUAUGAAAAAAUAUGCCACAUCAAUACAAGAAUCCAUUGGAAAAAUAUUAACAAAUAUGAAGAAUCAUAUUCAUCGUCGUACUUAUGUAAAUAUAUCAGCAAAUGAUUUUGGUAUUAUGAUUGAGGAUAUAGAUGAUCAAUCUGUACCACGUUGUUCUGUUCAAUGUAUUUGUGGUGAUCGGAUAAAGUUAUUUUUUAAUCAUAAUCGAUUUCAACUAUCAAAUUUAAUCAAACACCUCAGAAAUGAUAAUAAUGGAUUAAAAUUUUUAAUGAAAAAUACAAGUCAAGGAAUUGAUGAUCAAAAAGGUGUAGAUGAAAUGGAUCAAAUGGAUGUUGAUGAAGAAUCUUCAAGAAAUGAAAAUAAUCUCUUGACUACUCAAAAUAUACUGAAUAAACAUAUCAACAACAGCAUUGGAGAUAUUGAUAAUACAGCAGCAGUAACAACAAAAAAGUCUUAUAGUCAGAAUGAAAAAUCUCUAUAUGAAUUAGAUGGUAACACAUAUAAUAAUACAUCAUCUACAACAACAAUAAAUCGAGAUGGUAAUCAACGAAUAUCUAAUAUACUGGCUACAGGUGGUGGAACGCAAAGUUCUAUUUCAUAUAUUUCAUCAUCAAAAUCAAAACAACAACUAGUGAACAAGGAACAGCCAAAAACAGGAAGUUUACCAUCAAACAAUCAAUAUUCAACAGUUGUCAAUGAUCAAGUACGUUAUAUGAAAAAUAUAUUUGAUUUCGUUUUUCACUGUGCAUUGCAGAAUAUCAAUUCGAACCAUUCAUCACAAUCGAAGAAACGUAAAAUCAAUGAAAAUGACAAACAAAUUCGAUUUUACUCAUCAACCAAACAUAAUAAAAAAAAAUCUGAACAAGAGGUUAGUACUGAUUAA